Messenger RNA from Folsomia candida, 2080 nucleotides. Its product is annotated as E3 ubiquitin-protein ligase Bre1. The transcript has 6 exons. Gene Ontology annotation, cellular component: HULC complex; nucleus. Lineage: Eukaryota; Metazoa; Arthropoda; Collembola; Entomobryomorpha; Isotomidae. The record is from RefSeq and is a predicted model, not a curated record. Gene Ontology annotation, molecular function: ubiquitin protein ligase activity. The coding region runs from base 159 to 1883 and encodes 574 amino acids.
GUUUAAUAAGGGAAAACGCAGCAAUUUCCAGUACUGCUGAAGAUGCCGAUAAAUUACGUGACACCAUUGAGCAGUUGGAAUGGGACAUUUACAAAUUGCAACGUUACGACUACAAACUCGACACUCUAACCAUAAAUCUGCAAAAGAACCAUCAAAGCAUGUCUGUUGAUGUGCAAAACCUGCAAACACUUGCCAAAACACCUAUUGAAGAAGGAACAGUCGCAAAAAAAGUGGAACUGGACAAAGAUGAUCCUUUACUACGUGAACUUGAAGACCUCCAAACAUCUGAAGAACAAGCAUUCGCACACUUGCAGAAAUUGCGACUAGAAGCGUGCAAUAUUCAGAGGGAUGAGAUCCUGACCUCAUCGCAGUACCGAGAGUUAGAGAACAGCGUCACCGUCAUGGAGGAUUUUGUGUCCAAGCAGUUUCUAGAGUUGGAAAUGCUCCUUUCGCAAAGCGGCACUGCACAGGGACACCUUUUAGGAUUGGCCAACCUGUUUGAGAGAAAGGAGCUUGAUAAGCAGUCUAAAGAUCGUCACGAUAUUUUGCAUAAAAUUGACCAGAUUUCCUUCACGAAACAAUAUUUGGCCGACUGGCGUCAAGACUUAAAUCUGCGUCAGUUAGAAAAAGAGUAUUUUGGACCUGUGCAAGAAGAAGAAGAAAAUUUCGCCGAAAUAUUGCAAACGCAACACGAAGGUUUUCACAUAUAUCUCGAUUAUACGGCAAGAAAGGAGGAACGAUUGUUGGCUGAGCGUAACAAGCUGCUCACAGUCGACAAAGAAAUGCAGCAACGAAUCCGACAUCUUACAGGUAAUAAGGCUUGUUCGCCACCCAGACCUGGUGGAAGUGGGAAAGAAGUGGACACUGGCGGCUCACACCAACCGGAAGAGCUUGUCCGAUUAAAACGGGAAUUGGCGAAAGCUCAAUCUGAACGAGACAGCUUGAAGUUUCAACUCGAUUUGUUCAAAAAUAAUGCUCUAAACCAGGAUACUGGAAACACUUCCGUUCAAGAUUCAUUGAAAAAGACUCGGAACGAGAUUGAAAAUUUUUCAAAGUUAAUCAGGAAGUUGAAGCAUAUUACAAAUCUCAAAGGAACAGAAUCAUCACUAAUGCGAGAAGCUAGUGACCGUGCUAAGGGUAUGCAAACGUUAAUAACAUCUUUGGAAAAAUGUGGCCACAAUUUCGACGAAUUAACCAUGCAACGCAAUAAACUGGCGGACAUGAUAAGUGAAGCUGACAACCGGAGAUUGUUCCAAUACUCGCAGAAUAUGAUUCAGGAUACGAAAACUGGUGACAAAGAUGCCCAUCUGGAAAUUGACAAAAAUUCUGAUAUGAUAUCCAUCAACGAAUUAAAUAAUUUGAUCAAUACUUUACCCGAACUUGACGAAAAAACAAGCUCCUUGGUUCAGAGGAUUUCGAAAUAUCAAGAAAAAUUGCAAAACCUUCACAUUGUAGCAGCUCACGAAAAUAUUGAAAACAUCCGGCUACUUCAUACGACUGCCAUACCAAAUGUUCAAAUAGAUUGCUACCAGAAAGCCCUGGAUAAAAUUAACGGCACGCUCAAGGAACGGACGAACGACAUCGCUGCGGAAGAACGAAAUCAAUCCAAUCUUCUCCAGCAGAUUCGACACGCUCGGGAAUCCAUCGAUCAAAUCAGACGCCAAGGGCGACAUCAUCCACCCAUCGAUGAGGUCAUACUGGAAGAAAUCCGAACUUACAAGCAAGAUCUAAUGUGUCCUUCCUGCCAGAAUAAUUAUAAAGAUGCCAUUAUCCCAAAUUGUGGUCAUGUUUUCUGCCACCAGUGCUUAAAACAGGUCAGCGAGUGUCCCAAGUGCAAAACCUCAAUUGAAGAGGGAGGCAUUUGCAAAUUAUACUUGGUCUAACAGAAAAAUGUAUUUAUUUUGAAAUUUAUGUAGCAGAAUCUCAACUAAACUCAAAUUAUUUGUCAUGUUUUUUUAUAUAUUCUGACAAAUUUACUAAUUACUCGAACUUGUUAUUUUUGCACUACUUUUGUUUUGACUUAUCCAAUUUUAGUCUUUCAAUGACCAGCAGUUAAUAAAUGCAGUAUACACAAAAUAAA